This is a messenger RNA of Ictalurus furcatus (blue catfish), 2169 nucleotides long. RefSeq names its product TAFA chemokine like family member 3a (gene tafa3a). The transcript is spliced from 4 exons. Gene Ontology annotation, molecular function: receptor ligand activity. The record is from RefSeq and is a predicted model, not a curated record. Lineage: Eukaryota; Metazoa; Chordata; Actinopteri; Siluriformes; Ictaluridae. Bases 211 to 642 code for a protein of 143 amino acids.
AUUGUUUUCACUGACUAAAACGCUGAAGAAUGGCUCACUGAGAGGUUGAUAUUUGAGAACAUACAGUAAAUGAUUGAUGCAAUCCUGACAACACUGAACCAAAUGAUCCUGUGUUUCUCAACUUUCCAGUGUUUCAGUGCAUGCGUAUGUAUGUAUUUGACCAAUAAUCUGCAAUGAACCAUCUGUGUGUUUCUAUCUAUAUCUAUCUAUAUGUUUGUGUGUAUGUGUGUGUGUGUGUGUAGGAUGCGGGAGAGGGAGCUGCGGUGCGUGGGUAGGAGAUUGCUAUUGCUUGGCGUCUGCCUGCUGUCUCUGUGGGGGCAGCUGAGCCUGGCCUCCUCACACCGCAGCCACAUCGUACAUGUCAAGGCAGGAACCUGUGAGGUCAUAGCAGCACAUCGUUGUUGUAACAAGAACAAAAUCGAAGAGCGUUCUCAAACUGUCAAGUGCUCCUGCUUUCCCGGACAGGUUGCCGGCACCACCAGAGCAGCCCCCUCCUGUGUGGAUGCAUCUAUAGUAGCCCAAAAGUGGUGGUGCCAGAUGCAGCCCUGUAUGGAGGGUGAGGAAUGUAAGGUGUUGCCAGAUCUUAAGGGUUGGAGCUGCAGCACUGGGAACAAAGUCAAGACAACCAGAGUCACACGGUAGUCUGGGAUAAGGAUAUCUGGGACUCAUCAUCUUCUUCUUAGAUCAUAUUAUGGAAAUGCAGGAACCAGGAUUUGAAGACUGCUUGAGGACAGUGGAAAUUAUGUAUUUGGAUUUCAGUGGAAUACCAAUAUCCUUAUAAAUGGAAACUUUCAAACAGAACUUCUUUGCUUUCUUUGGGCAAAAUUCCAAACUUCCCUCCCUGUUUUAUAACUAGUGGACAAGAACUUCCAUCAUGUAAAAUUUCAUGUUCACCAAGAUCUUGACAUAUUGAAAAUAAAACAACGUAUUAUUCCAGAGAUGCCGUGACACUCUGCAGAACUACGAACAACAUUUUCUUUUUUUUUUUUUUUUGAGAGUACAUCAGGCUUGAAAAUUUCAUUAACUCUUUGAAGUGUAUGUGUUCCAGAACCGAUUGUGUUCCCUUCUCCAUCUCUUAAUGCUAACAUUUCUUUCUUCUUUUAUAGGAAGAUUUUUUGUGAGGUGUUUACUUUUAAGAACAAACCCAGAGCAUUUGUGUUUUGAAAUGAACUUGUGCCAUUGAAAGAAGUACAUUAAGUAUUAAAAAAAUUAUAAGAAGUCUAAACAGUAAUGGUUGGAGUUUGGCAGUGGUCCACUGGAAAUUAGUAUAACUUUGCAAUCACAGAUUUGCUGUUUGUUUAAAAAAAAAAAAAGUGACUGCUAUUGAGUAAAAAGUGUAAGUAUUAUCUUAAAUAAAAGUGUCUCUAUGGGAAACCUCCACACACUAUUUGAAAGAGUUUAAAAGGUGACACACCAAACAGCUAUUGGAAGCAGCUAUUUUUAAAUGUAUUGCAAUGCCAUGCUGCAUUAAGAUGCAUAGCCACUUUCAUAGACUCAUGAUCUGAUGCUACUGUUUUUCAUAUACAGUAAUAAAUGUCAUUUAACUGUCAAGAUUAUCACAAAAUUAUGCUAAUAUCCUAAGGAAGACUGGCACACAUUCUUUCUGAGAUAUGCUCUUUGCAGACACCACUUUGUCAGUCUAAGAUUCGCAAAGUGCUUAUGCAGCUAUCACAGAGCACUUAAGACUAAAUUGUGGAAGACAGAGGUAAGACUAUUAGCAUAAUACCAUUAGACAGUACUUCUGCCUGGCUAAUUUACCAUUAGAAUUACCAACGGUGGAAUGAGGAGAGUACUUGGAAGUAAGUCAACAUGUCAUUUGCUGAGAGGACCAAAGUGACGCAAAUGAUACCCCUCAACAUGCCAUAAACAUCAUUUUCAGGUACUAAUGUGCUAAUGUGUUACCCUAAAUCACAGACUAUGCACAAGCCUAGCAUUUAAAGGAUAUGCGAUAAGCAAGGAGUAUUCACAAUUUAUUUAAUUGUUUGCUUGUGUGUGGAUAUGUGUGUUAGCGUGUAGGAGCACCAGAUGACUCAGUUCCCAUUUGUAUUCACAGCAGAAUUCAAAGAGUUGCAAGGGUCUUGACUUUCCUUAUAGUGUACUCACACAUCUCUCCUUCAUUUGUUCUUGAUGUUUUUCACCACACAUCAUUUGUAGCAGCCAAAAAAAGUG